AUGUACAACUCCUAUCUUAUCUUAUUUGUAUGUGUUUGUGUACCUUGGGCCACAUUGGCCCAGACACCUCCCGACCCCUGUCAAGACGUCAAUCGGAUACAAUGGGACCUUGAUGCCAAUCCUUUUGUUAGAUCAAAAGUAAUCCUUAUCCCAGACUUUGGCUAUGACUCGCUCACCAUCCAACCAUCAACUGGCGUGAACAAGAUAAACUAUGGCAGUCACAUACUCUUUGCCACCAACACCUCUGGUACCUACACCGUCUUUGCCAACAAGGGACAAUGCUUCAUGAAUACAUCCAUCGAUAUCAAGAUUGCCAACGUCACCAUCACGCAACCCAAGUGCUAUGGAGGUCCCAUUAAGCUCGUGGUCACUGGCCUUGAGAACAACAACGUUGGCUACCGUGUGGACAAACCACAAUACUUCUACACCAACGACUCGUUCGUCUACGAGGACGUGCCCAUCAAUACCCCGAUCGCUUCACUCAGGAUAUUUCUCGAUGGCAGCUCAUGGCGAACUCGAUUCGUCUACGACAUCUCCAAGAUGCUGAUGCCCAAGCUCUCAAUCGUGCACCCAGUGUGCAGGCAGGCCAACGGCCGUGUGUCCAUCACCAAUGCUGCUCAGUUCACGUCGCUCACACUCGAGAUCAACGGAGCCAACAUCACUGGCGAUGGCACUGGCGUGUUCAACUCGCUCAAAUCGUUUGACGGCAACAAAGUCCCCUUCGUCCUGUAUGCCAAGGCUGCUCAAUGUGGCUCGCAAACCAUCAGGUUCCCCGGCAUGUUGACACCUCCGACGCCCAUCGUGUCUGCGAGCUCGCAAUCAUUGCAGACCUGCAACAAGACAUACUCCCUUACUACACUCUCCAUCGCUGGUGGCGUGCCCUUGGCCGAUGGCAUGAAUGUCGAUGGCCAGCCUGCAGAUACCGGUAUCCAGAUGACCCUUAGACAAAGUGCCGUGAACAUUGACUUUGUCUCAAUGUCUUGCAUCACUUCACGUACUGUAGACCUUGUCAGCAAAUACAUGCCAGUGACUCACUCGAUUGGCAAGAAUGCAGCUUUGCCACAUUGUAGCACCAACGCCACUGCCACCGUGACCUACCCAGGCAACUACGCUAGCCUAACCAUCGACCAAGGCUCUGCCCUCGACGCCAACCAUCAACUUCAAGUGCGUGAUGGCGAUACCAUCAUGGCAUCAACAUCAUGUGAGGUGGGAUCAAUGUCGUUCUCCUACCCUGUUCUCAAUCCAAUCUUCCAAGUGACCACCACCGACCCUUCAUGCAUUGGAGAGUACACCUUGUCGGUGUUGAACUACGUCAUGUACGACUCUCUGUUUAUAACAAACGUGGAUACUCCAUCAAACACUGUCAAUGCUGUCGAUGGUGUGAUGAAGGGCCUGUACACAGGCAACUGGAUAGUGACUGUCGUCGAGAAGAACUGUGGUGGAGUGAUACCCUCACCCAAGAAUGCUAUAUUCACAAUAAUGUCGCCAGCCAAGUGUCUUCAAUCAUAUGCCGAAGUUAUGAUCAAUUACACAUUGACCAUCAACGCCAUCUUUGUUAAUGGAACCAACAUUUACAGGGCCUCUGGAGAAGUAUACCAACUCCCAGUCGGCACUACAUAUUUCAGGAUUAUUACUUCAAUCCCAAGCAAUGCCUAUAGCUGUGUCCAGGACGAGUGGAUCACCAUUGAGUCCCAGACCACCACAGUGCUCGGUGUGAAUGUGACUCCUCAGAAGUCCUCCGAUUGCCUGCAUCCCAGUGCCACGAUGUCGUUCACUUCACCUUGGUCCGACUUCAACAGUGCCUCGGCCAACAUGGACUAUCCCUUUGUGGACGGUGUAGCUACUCUUGGCUCCUACCCCAGCGUCUCUGUCGUCUUUGAUCACAAGACUUGUGGAAAAGGAAUCAUCCAAAACGUUCCCGUGCCAACUGAUGACAACGUCACCAUCUCAGUCGUGCCCUUCUACACGUCCGGUUGUCUCAACCCUGCCAACACAGCUUCAAACUCUGCCAUCUUGAACAUGACCAUAGGUGGCCAGCGCAUCCCCAGCCAGGACAUCAUUGUCAUGGGCCCAGGGUACCACCGCAACACGGGCUUCCUCUACGGCAUGCCAACUGGCAUCACCAACAUGUACCUCGGGUACAAUGCAUGCUACUGGACAUACAACUUUACUCAGAAGUUCGACCCGCGUCCAUCGUAUCGUGUGGACAUCAUCCAGAUGCCCACUACCGCGGAGCCCAAUGGCAUUGCCGAGGUGGUCACGCUCAGAGACGACGUUGUCAUCCAGUCUGUGUCACCAUCAAAUGGAUACAGCGCUGACAAUCGCUACAUUGUCGGCUGGGACCAUACAGACAGUUUUCAAGUCGCCAUUGAGGACUUCUGGGGUUGCGCAUACAUGUUCACGCUCAAUGUGAGCGACCCCAUGCCCCAGCCCAGGUACACGCUCACCCCGCCAACUGCAUGUGGCUCAUCCGUGUUCAAGAUGCAGUUCGACAAGGCCAGCAUAGACAAGUUUGAGAUAACUGUGCUGGACCAAUCUCCCGACGCCAACGGUGUCGUCUACGCCGACUACAAACAGGACCCCUACAUCUUGUACCGUCCACUCUUGGAGUUUGUCCGCAACCCAACAAACUUUGAAUAUCACACUAUGAAUAUCGCGGGUAUUCCUGAGGGACCCACCUCCUUGCCCAACAUGGCCAUCAAUUACAGCAUCACUGGCGAGACGUGCGCAUACGCGCGCGAUGGCUCGAUCGUGGUCACUGGUGCCGACACGGCCAACUUCCAGUAUAAGCUGUACAACCCUGAGACUGGAAUGCAAGCCGACACCUUCAUCGCUGGCAACACUAUCACCUUCCAAUACCUCACCGCAGACACCUACCAGCUCACGGUAUUCAGUCGCGCCAACACAUACUGUGCCCAAAUGAUCAAUGUUGUCGUGCCCUCGUCCGAGCCCAAGGUGACCAUUGUGGCGCCAAGAAUCUGUGAUGCCUCGCUCAAUCAUUCAUCAAUCACAUUCAACGUCUCCCCCGCCAGUCUGUUGUCCGCCACCACCUUCAUGCUCAAUACCAAGACAGUUGGCGCGGUCGCCAACAACCUUGAAGUGGGCGCCUACACCGCGGAAGCCAUCAUCUCUGCCGGCAUAUGCUCUCGUCACUUUGUGUUCCCAGUUCAGAUCAUCAACAGUUUCUACGAGGCCACACUCAACUCAAUUCAAUGCGGUCAGUUGUUAUUCAUGGCGACCUCGACCAACAACGUGGAAUUCACUCCCAGGUUGCUCAACAGCAAAGGUGUCGAAGUCAUUUCAGUUCAAACAUACAACAUUGACAACACCAAUGUCAUCUACCAAGGCUUGUACACUGGCACCUACAAGGUAGCCUCCACCGAUGAGUCUGGCUGUGUCUACACCACUCCAUUGGUUCAGGUGACUGCAUGUCCCACUCAGGCACCAUCGACCACGUCUACAACCGCUGCCUCCACUACCUCUACCACAACUACCACCUCGCCAUCCACAACUGAUGGAUCUACCACUACUUCCACGACGUCCACCACAGGUCCAACUACCACAACAACGACAGGCACAACGACAGGACUCAACAGUUCAUCACAAACCAGUGUAUCAACAACACUACUCCUUGUACUACUCAUCAUCACAAUAUCCACUUUCCUAAUUUAA
Molecule: messenger RNA, 3672 nt
Organism: Acytostelium subglobosum LB1
Lineage: Eukaryota; Evosea; Eumycetozoa; Acytosteliales; Acytosteliaceae
Exons: 2
Coding region: 1-3672 (1223 amino acids)
Source: RefSeq, a predicted model, not a curated record